Messenger RNA from Staurois parvus, 406 nucleotides. The record is from the annotation of a GenBank genome assembly. Lineage: Eukaryota; Metazoa; Chordata; Amphibia; Anura; Ranidae.
AGACAGUAUCAGCAUGACCAUGCACAGGUGUUUGCUGUCCUUUCUGUCUAUGAUCUGCGCCCAGCGGCCCUGGCACGUGGCUCUCAAGCAGAUUGGAGGGCGGUUUGGCUCCAGCGUCCUCUCCUAUUUCCUCUUUCUGAAGACUCUCCUGGGGUUUAAUAUCUUUAUGAGCCUCUUGUGCCUCCUGUUUAUUGUCACCCCUCAGGCUGUACAUCCCCAUAAUUCUUCGAACCCUCGUUCCUUCACCAGCCUGGAGCUUCUCACUGGGGCGGGCUAUUUCUCCGAUACGGUGAUGUAUUAUGGUUAUUACAGCAACGUGACCCUGAAUGAAGGCUGCUCUACCGGGUACAACAUGUCCACGUGUCAAAACCUCAAGCCUGCCUGGCUUCCGUAUCACAUGCCCUUG